GUGGGCAGAGGUGGGCUUGCCUGGGCCUGGGGCUUUAGGCUGGUGUGCUUGGGCGGGUGUGUGCUGCCAUGGACCCUCCGAUGGCAGCUGAAGCUGCCGGCACAGCCCAGCUCCCGAGUCUGCCGGCCCAGCGCCGGCGGCCCCCGCACCCUCCCACCCUGCACAUGGUCAUCGAGGCGCUGCAGGCCCAGGACCAGAGGAAGGGCGUCUCCGUCGUCGCCAUCAAGCGGUUCAUCCUGACCAAGUACCCCGCUGUGGACCCCGUCCGCCUCAAGUACCUGCUGAAGCAGGCGCUGAGCAAGGGGCUGAGCCGUGGAGACCUGGUGCGGCCCCGCAACUCCUCCGCCAUGGGGGCCACCGGCCGCUUCAAGGUGAGCGGGGGGCUGCCGGCCCUGAAGCGGCGGGGCUGGGGACCGAGGUGUCGCCUGGCCCCGCUUCCACCCCUCUCUUGCCCCCAGUUAGCCCCCGAGAAGCUGCGGCCAAAGCAGCCGCCGGGCCAGGCGGAUCCUGACAGAGGACAGGCCCCAAAGCCGGGACGGAAAGGGACCACCAAGCCCCCCCAGGCCCCUGCGGCGGGUGCGCGACAGCGAGGUAAAGGGCUGGUGGUGCCACCGGCUGCCCCGGGCUGUCCCAGCCCCGUGGAGAGGCCCCUGCCUGGGGUCAUCUACCGCCCCUUCUCCCACAGGCGCCGCAAAGGAGAAGCCGACAGCAGCGAAACGGAAGCCGAGGGCGAAGCCCGUGGACGCCAGGCCGCCAGCACCAGCGAAGCCCAGGAGUGGUGGAGUGAAGGCCCCGCAAGCUGCCGGCCGCCCCCGGGCACCCGGCAAAGGACCUCCAGGGUCCUCUGCAGCUGCCGAGGGUGCAGGAGGGGGCGAUGGCGACAGCCCUGUGGGUGCUGGGGCAGAGGGGCCCCAAAAGGCGCCGGUGGGAAAGAGCAAGAGGAAGGUGCCCAAGGGCGCGCAGCAAGAUGCCCCCAAGGCAAAGGGGGAUCAAGGCAAGGCAAGAAAGCCCCGGGUGACCCCAGGAGCCGGUCAGGGGCAGGCUGGGCUGCGGAAGGCAGCCCACCCACCAGCAGGCAGGAAGGUCCCAUAGGGCGUCCCGGACAGCCCUGCUCCCCUGGGAGCCCAGCCCUGCUUCCAGCUCUGGGCCAGAGCCCUUGGGGUCUGGGUUGGUUUUAGU
Molecule: messenger RNA, 1179 nt
Organism: Aquila chrysaetos chrysaetos
Lineage: Eukaryota; Metazoa; Chordata; Aves; Accipitriformes; Accipitridae
Product: histone H1.8
Exons: 3
Coding region: 69-1178 (369 amino acids)
Biological process (GO): negative regulation of DNA recombination; chromosome condensation; nucleosome assembly
Cellular component (GO): nucleosome; nucleus
Molecular function (GO): nucleosomal DNA binding; double-stranded DNA binding
Source: RefSeq, a predicted model, not a curated record